Molecule: messenger RNA, 1572 nt
Organism: Pollicipes pollicipes
Lineage: Eukaryota; Metazoa; Arthropoda; Thecostraca; Pollicipedomorpha; Pollicipedidae
Product: leucine-rich PPR motif-containing protein, mitochondrial
Biological process (GO): regulation of mitochondrial translation
Cellular component (GO): nucleus; mitochondrion
Molecular function (GO): mRNA 3'-UTR binding; protein binding
Source: RefSeq, a predicted model, not a curated record
CGCGACAUGAGCACGGACCAGCUGGAGGCCCACCUGGUGGAGCUGACCAAGAAGGGCGGCAACACGCGCGGCGUGAUGCGCCGGCUGGUGCUGGCCCACUGCCGGCAACGCAACCUGGACCGGGCGCUGGCGCUGGAGCAGGAGCUGCUGCGGCUGGCUGAGGACGGCGGCCGCGAGCCGCUGACGCCCGGCCUGCUGGCGGCCCUGAUGGACGCGCACGUGCACCACGGCCGGCUGCAGCAGGCGCUCGAGUACAAGCGACGCCUGGAAGCGCACGUGUCUCACAAACAGAGCGUUGACCAGCACAAGAUGAUCGACCUGGCCGCCCUGCUGGUGCAGCACGAGCGGUCGGCAGAGGCCAUGUCGCUGGUUGAGCAGCUGUCGCCGGUGCCGGACGUCAGCCGCGUCGCCAUGAACUGCUGGCGGCUGCUGUCGGCGGCCGCGGACACCGGCGACUCGACGCUGGCGCACAACCUGCUGCACCAGCUGGUGACCCGCGGCGUCACCACACAGUCGGCCUACAACCUCGGCCAGAUCAUCAGGGCGCACGUCACCGCGGGAGAUCUGGAGGGAGCGGUGGACGAGUUCGCCCACUGCACCAAGACUCACCGGCUGGCGCCCUGGUCACACGGCCUGCUGCUGGAGGUGCUCAGACUCGCCGACGACGUUCGCAGGCAGCAGCUGCUGGACAGGGUGAUCCAGCAGCUGAGUCACUUGAACGGCACCGAGAGCGCCCAGUGCCAGCUGGCUCUGGCGUACGCCGAGGAGGGGUUCGGGUCGGCGGCGCGCGCCGUGCUGGAGUCUUUGGGACCGAACGCCCUGUUCACGGACAAGCGUCUGAAGCGACACUGUAACCGGCUGGCGGCCAGCGGGCGGACGGAGGCGCUGGCGCAGCUGCUGCGCGUGGUGCCGAACCGAGGGGCCCGCGGCCUCGUUUACUGGGCGCUGCUCAACGCCCACGAGGCGGCGGCCGAUCUCGGCGGGGUGGAGGAGGUGCUCCGGCUGCUGGAGGAAGAGGUCGGGACCGGCCCCGCCCAGGGCCGGCUGUUCCAGCACGCCCAGCAGCUGGCCGGUCGGCUGCGCGGCCAGUGACGCGCUCAGUCGCGGGCAGGUGACGGCCGUUCCCUCGGGCCGCGCCGGCGCCGCACGCCCAUCAUCCUGGGCCAUGCAGAGUUGAGGGGCACGGCCCUUGGCGGGACAGACGUACAGAUCGGGCCAACAGGGACUGGACCUCGUACGGGUCAGCCAACAGGGACUGGACUUCGUACGGGUCCGACCAGCAGGUACCAGACCUCGAACGGGUCGGGCCAGCAGGGACUGGACCUCGCACGGGUCGGGCCAGCAGGCGCCGUACCUCGCACAGUUGUGACCAGCAGGGGCCGGGCCUCGGAGCAGCGUCUGCCUGGCCAUGACCCGGCGCUUCUGGGGUUUGUGGCGCCGCCACGGACUGGCCACUCGCUGGCGCCUGCCGUCGCAACGGUUAUUGUCGCUGAAUGCUGAGUUUGAGUGGGAUGUAGUGCGAACUGUGCAAGAUGUACUGUGCUUUCAUAUGAAGGACAAUGACACAACGAA